GCCAACGCAGAAGAAAUAGCAAAACAAAACAUUUCCGGUGUUUUCUGUAAUAUUCUGCAGCACCCAUCCAUUUUCUACCGCUUGUCCCACACAAUAUGACAUUGAGUAAAGUGUCAUUUAUCAACAUGGAGCAAUAUAACACUGAGUAAAGUGUCAUUUAUCAACAUGGAGCAGACUGUCAAUGCAGACUCCAACGAUCACCAAUACACCAAUACUCCUUGCAAACAAUGGCGCAAUUGGCUGGGAUUUUGGUUGCUUGGAUUGUGCAACAACUUUGCUUACGUGGUCAUGCUCAGUGCUGCACAGGACAUCCUUCAAAAGCAACAGUCUGGAAACACCACAAAGUGGACUGUGAGCUUGUUGGACUCUGAAGGUGUGAAGAGUGGGAACAACAGUCGAUACGAUUGUAGUCCUGUGUCCACAGCAGCGGUGCUUCUAGCUGACAUCCUGCCAACACUCAUCAUCAAGUUGUCUUUGCCACUCUUUAUCCACCAAGUGCCUUAUGGAGUUCGAGUCCUGUUCUGUGUCGUCAUGGCUGCCACAAGUUUUCUCAUUGUUUCCUUUUCCUCGACGGUGUGGAUGAGCAUCAUAGGCGUGAUCUUUGCCAGUGCCAGCUCAGGAGUGGGAGAGUUAUCCUUCCUUUCUCUCACAGUCUACUACAGCAGGGAUGUACUUGGAGCUUGGGGCUCUGGGACUGGUGGGGCUGGUGUUGCAGGAGCCCUCCUUUAUUCAAGCCUCACUCAGGUUGGCCUGUCACCUCGGUCUACCCUUCUGACCAUGCUGACCGUCCCAUUGGCCAUGUUCCUUAGUUAUUUCUUCCUGCUGGCUCCGCCUCCUCACCUUCCUCAGUGGAAGGACCGAAGGGCCGACGGUGCUUUGCUUCCAGAGGAGAGGCAGCGACUGAUGGACCAAUCACAGGAGGAGCAGGAAACCUGCCGCCAAGAGGGCAGGAACAGACAUGUUCCUCUCACUCUUCACGAGAAACUCCAUAUCAUCAAAGACUUGAUGCCAUUUAUCUGUCCUUUGGUCCUGGUCUACUAUGCUGAGUACUUCAUCAACCAGGGCUUGAUGGAGCUCCUGUAUUUCCCAAGGUUUUUCCUGUCACAUGCGGAGCAGUAUCGCUGGUACCAGACUUUAUACCAGGUGGGCGUGUUUGUGUCUCGCUCCUCCUUGUCCUGUGUGAAGAUCAGGAGACUUUGGGGCCUUGCAGCACUCCAGGUGGUGAAUGCAGUGCUGCUCCUACUAGCAGUGUACUACCACUUCCUGCCCAGUGCCUGGCUGCUGUUCCCCAUCAUUUUGUACGAGGGUCUGCUGGGAGGAAGUGCCUACGUCAACACCUUCUACUUCAUCAGCAAGGAGACGGAAGACAGACAGCGAGAGUUUGCUAUGGCAGCUGCCAGCCUGGGAGACAGUCUGGGCAUCGCUUCGGCCGCACUGACCGCCUUUCCUGUGCACGCAUACUUCUGUGACUUAGUCUGACAACUACACCCUCAUGACCAGGGGCGGAUUAAGAAAUGUUGGCCCUCUGGGCCUGACAUGGUCUUGGCCCCUCAACCCCGCGCGUGCACGCGCACACACACGCACGCACUAUGCAAGAAAUACUGUAUACUGUGAACAGACAUGCACACUGUACUGUACAGAAGAGUGCACAUACUGCACACACACUAUUAGGUAUACCACACAGACAAGCACAGGUUUCACACAGACACAGGUAGGGGGAGGGGAUAAAUGGCCUAAAAAUAAAAAUUUUGGAAAAUGAUUACGCCCACUUCAGUGAUGGUGCAUUGGGUCAUUUGAGAGAUAUUAUGUAUUGGAAGUUGGUAC
Messenger RNA from Nerophis lumbriciformis (worm pipefish), 1824 nucleotides. It is a transcript of the gene cln3, whose product is annotated as CLN3 lysosomal/endosomal transmembrane protein, battenin. Gene Ontology annotation, biological process: regulation of intracellular pH; lysosome organization. The record is from RefSeq and is a predicted model, not a curated record. Lineage: Eukaryota; Metazoa; Chordata; Actinopteri; Syngnathiformes; Syngnathidae. Gene Ontology annotation, cellular component: lysosome; membrane.